CGACAACUUUCCACAUGUUCAGUCUCGGGCUUGCUUGGAGCUGCUGCCAAGGACUGGACCCGGGGACCUCCUUCAUGCAAAGCAGAUGUGCUACCAGUGUGUGUGGUAGCCCAUGGUUUUGUUUUUGUUUUGUUUUACUAAUUCCAUUCUCCAGCAGGGAAGAGAAGUGCGUCUGACGGUGACACAGAUAGGGCGUCUGACUCCCCUUCCCUAUCCAGGUCAGGAGGAAGGGGUGGGAAGACGAAUGGACAGGCUCGUCUCUAUGUGGGGAAUUGGGAAUAACCACCAAUAACAACCACAGAGUUGGGUCUGACUUCCCUGCCAGUUCCAAUGUGCUCCCUAGGGUCUGGUGACCCCCUCCCUUCUGAGCCCUCAGAGGAAUGUGAACUCGGCAGCCUGGCUGCAACUGGGGAGGCCUGAGCAGGUUUCUUCCCUUUCCCACCAGAAUUCCUGGUCUCACUGCACCCCCUUUUGUGGCAUGUCUGGCGAGGAUCAGAAAAGCCCUUCUUUUCCUCAGCCAGGACCAGAACCAUGCCUCUAAGCCACCACCGAAUGUUGUUGGGAAGGGCUUGCCCUCAACUUACAGCUUCAGAGCCUUCCCCUCUGAUCCAAUAUCUGUGGGUGGCAAAUCUAUCACUGGCAGUCGGUAAGGAGGCGGGGCCCACCCCACACUGGCCCAUCUCUUGCUAGUGUGUGAACUCACUCUAGCCAAGGAGGCAGCGCGGGGUGCACCUGAACCCUCCGACGCCCUAUGGCGGAUUGACGUAGUAGUCCAUAUUGCUGUCUGCAUCAGGGGCUUGCUCCCUGGAAGAUCGGUCAUCGCUGCAAGAGAGAAGAGAACCACCACGGUCCUUCCCCUGCAGGAAAUCUCUUUGAAAAAUACUAGAAAAGCUCAAGGAAAGCUGAGCACUGUGACUACCCUGCUUUUUAGGAGCCAGACAAGGCAGAACUGGUUUCUCAGGGGAUGCUCCUCCCACUCGCAGGAGGGGGCCCUCUGGUGAAUGUUGAAGUCUGAUUGGCCUUGUCUAGGAGUGAAUGGGAGAAGACAAUCCGCUGUCGGAUGCACUCCGGUUCCCUGCUGAGAAUGGACUCUUCAGCCAUACAGUGAAAUAAGUACUAAAUGGAAGAUGUUAAUUCAUCUGGAAGAUGAAAUGAAGUCAGAAUUUAGGAAGGAAUCAUAAGAUCACAAGGUUAUAAGAGAAAAAGGACUUGGAUGGAGAAAAUGAGGGACAACCAAAAAAGGGGGAAAUUGAUGCUUUAUAGUUCUGGAAGACCAUAUGACACCAUCUGAAGAUUCAUAGAGGAGUGUGAAAGUUCUAUCUCUGGUGUUUUGAUCCAUGAUGGCUCAGACACUGCUAACUGGGCAAAGAGGGACCUUUUCAAUGGUGAUUAUAUUUCUGCAAUGUGGUCUCUGUCUUUUACACCAAUGGGCUAUGUGCCUGAGCAGAGAUCUCAUUGGAACCUAACCAGCUCAAUUCUGAUUUAAGUGGGAACCCCACCCUCAGUAGACGUUGUGGAAUCUUAAGCAAUGCAGUGAGUAAGAUUUCUAGCUUUGCUUAAUUCUAUUGUUUUUCUCCUGUUUUUCCCUUUUCACACUUUGUUUUUCUUUCUUCGGGUAGUAGCAUUUUUUUCUUGGCAUUUUUAUUUCUUUGGGAUCCUCCCCUCCCCUUAUUUCCCUUGGAUUUGAGGACACUUCAGUCCUGGACGGCAUGGAGUCUCACAGCCAUGCGGCCAAAAAACCCCAAUUUCUAUGCUAGGCACAACUGAUUUUAAAAAGUGUGUCAGUUGUGGAUCGAAGAUUCCGAUACCCAUACCAAGUGUCUUCUCUGUUUGGGGGAAUCCCACAUUGUCAAGACGUGUGUUUAGUGCCAGAAACUCAUGAAGCAGGCUUGAAAGAAUAGGGCUUCUCACUUGCACGCAGCCCUGUGGGAUCUAGCUCUCUGUUCAUCAGAGGCCUUGUUGUUGGAGCAGCCUUUGAAAAUGGCUUCCUUGGUACUGCAUUAUCAAUUUCUCUUUUUGUAUCACGGAGUUGUAGCCCAUUUUCUUAGACAACGUAAAAGCCACUUUAGGACCGAUUUUCAAAAGAACUACACAUACAUUGUGCAAUGCGGAUCUAUUCCUUUAUUUUGUUUGUUUAUUAUAUUUAUAUACCACCCCAAACACUUGUCUCUGGGUGGUUUAGAACAAAUACCUCGUGUUACUGACAUGUAUUCAUCUUCAUUCCAUAGAUCAAUUAGGCUAAACAUUUGUCAACAUGGCACAAACUAGUUUUGUAUCUCCUCCAGUAGUGAGUGUUAUCCUGUAAGAGUAUAAUGAAGUCCUGUUCACUGCAUACUGCUUUUCUUCCUACAGUUCAUGCACUAAUAAUUAUUUGCAAUAUAAAUUAAACUGUGCUGUUGUUAAGUUCAGUGCAACAUAACAUUAAUGUCAGUUCAUUGCUAGAUUAUACAGUAGUUUAUUACAGUGUCUCUGGAGGGCUUUCAAGCAAGCCUGCUUCCCACUAAUCAGAUUCAAGUUGAGCAACUUGUCACUUUUUUCUUUUGCUGCUAAUGGGAGAAAUUAUUCUUGUCAAAUAUUUCUUCUGUGUUAUUCCUGCCUUCAGUUAUACUACACACUGUAGAGUGGCAUGCAUGACAACCAGAUCAAGUCAGCCAUAUGCAAAUAUUUGCAUUACGACCAGAAGUGAAACCAGGGUGUGAACAUCAGGACCUGGAGCUGACAGAGUAGAGUUGCAGCUUUUUCUCAAGUGGUGCUGACGAGCUAAUUAAAUUGUGUGACCGUUUAUGUUUGAGUACAUCUGUUGGAGGAAGUUAGCAUUUGCCUUUGGGAUGCAGUGCCAAAUCUGCUUCAGGAAAGGCAGUUCCUGUGUUAUGAAAAGAAUAAAUCACUGCUUAUUCACUAGGACCAUUCAAGAACACUGAUUGUGUCGUGGAAAGCAGUUUGGUGGUAAGUGUUAUGGAUUUUAACUAAUACUGUUUAGCAGUUAAGAAAGGCUUGUCAUUAGCAAAUGGCUGUAGCAUCUUUAUUGCAUUGCUAAUACAUGUCUUGAUCCACCAAAGGGACAAAGAGGCUGGGGAGCGGUUGUGUAAUGUUACUAGGUGUGAGCUGAUGGAGAAGAGAUGGCACAAGAGUCAACUGGAUUUUUUCAGUUUCAUGUUGUUGUGGUUGGAAUCCAGGGGCUGGGUUCUGCAAAUCAGUACACUUGAUAGAUAAAACUAGUGUGGAAUGGCACCUAAACCUAGCCCAAAAUUUCAGCAGGAAUAUGAGGCUGCUAUCUGUGGAGCUCAUGAUUUCAAUAUCCUAGCUUCUUCAAUCACUGUUUCCCCAUUUCUUAAUAGAUGGAGACAAGUACUCUUCAAGCAAACUGUACCAUUCUAGCCAAUAGGAGCCGGCCCAUUCAGCAACAUGUGGAGCUUUUCCAGCUCAGUGUAUACAUUCCCACAUUUAUGCUGGGUUUGGUCUUCAAUGGCAUGGCUAUGUGGUUUGCCCUCUGCAAGAUCAGGCAAUUGACAGAACCAGUGAUCUACAUGGUAUCACUUAUCUUUUUAGAUACCUUGAUGCUUUUUGUGCUUCCCUUUAAGAUAAUUUCCUAUCACAAAAGAAAGUGGGACCUAGGGAGUGCCUUUUGCUUAUUCCUAGAAAGCCUCUACUUUGUCAACAUGUAUGGAAGCAUCCUCAUCUCCACAUGUAUAUGUGUGGAUAGAUACAUUGCUAUCCUGCACCCUUUUCAAGCUGUGACCCUGAGAUCUCCCAGGAAAGCUGCCAUAACUUGUGCUAUCAUAUCAGCUGGGGUGUGGGCAGGAACAGCAUAUACUUCCCAACUGCAUGAACACGCAGGCCCCACAUCUUGCUUCCAUAGUUUUUCUGGAAGUAUUUGGAACACCCCAGUUUUGCUCGCCGUCCUGGAGACAGUCUUUCUUAGCUGCAUGGUCACCACAAUCUUCUGUACAGUUCAGAUUGCCAUACGCCUGCAGCGAAGCCAACAGUUAGCCAUGAAAAAAAGCAGAUCGAUCAAUAUCAUCAUGGCAAACCUAGCUACAUUUCUGGUCUGCUUCACCCCUUUUCAUAUGGCGCUGGUGUUGUACUAUCUGGUGAAGAAUUGCAUUCUAGAUGAUGGUCAGGAAAUCAUUCGCACAUUUCUUCAGAUCAGCCUGUGUUGGGCUAACCUCAACUGCUUCAUGGAUGCAAUCUGCUAUUACUUUGUUUUUAAGGAAUUUUCCACUGCAGAAACAGCCCAAGAAUGACUGAUUGACUAAUAUAUUUAGACGAGUUUUUCUUUACUGUUGUUUUCUGGUUUACAUGGAACUCUUGAGUUCUGCUUAGUGCUGGAGGUGGAUCUGAAUAAGUCCAGGUUUGUAUGUUUUCAAAGGGGGAACAGUCAAUACCUCUUUGCCCCAAUAGCUCCUUGCUACAAUCUGCAGGCUCACACAAGAGUGAGUGCGUAUUUCUAUUUUCCUUAACAUGAAGCCUAAAGCAGAGUUCUGGAGAACGUGAAAGCUUGUUCAUUGGCAUUUUCGUUUGUCCUAAUAAAAGUAUUGCAUUUACAAACAGUA
Molecule: messenger RNA, 4553 nt
Organism: Hemicordylus capensis (graceful crag lizard)
Lineage: Eukaryota; Metazoa; Chordata; Lepidosauria; Squamata; Cordylidae
Product: G-protein coupled receptor 55-like
Exons: 2
Coding region: 3339-4244 (301 amino acids)
Biological process (GO): positive regulation of Rho protein signal transduction; phospholipase C-activating G protein-coupled receptor signaling pathway
Cellular component (GO): membrane
Molecular function (GO): G protein-coupled receptor activity
Source: RefSeq, a predicted model, not a curated record